ACAAAAUAAACGCAAUUUUGACACUUCAAUAUUUUUACAUCAUUUUAUGAUCCAAACUUUAGGUUAUGCCAGAAAGAUUCAAAAAGAAGUUGCACAUAGAUUUUCGCAAGUUUUUGUCUUCUAUUAAAUACUUGUCUAUCUUUGGGUAUUUAAGUACCCAAUAACAGUUUGUACAAAACUACAGGCUGUAAAACUGCUACAUAUUUCAUAAAAAAUCACAUCUCCGUUACUCAAAAUUCAAAAUUGAAAAAUAUCUUUAUUCAUUAUAUGCACACUCAAGAUAAAAUAAAUAAAAUGUAUAAUUAUACAAAAUCUGAUAAUAAAAGUAUUAUACUUGGAAAUAGCAAAACUACACCAUUCUUAGACUUACUGAAGUCAAAAUGGGAUAAUGUGCAUGAAGAAAGCGGUGUUUUUAGAUAUAAAAUCAACAAUUUGCAAGAAAAAAUUGUUGGAAAGUAUUUACUACAGUUGAAUCCUGACAGAAGCACAAAAAGAAGACAGCCAGAACAAAUAGACAAGAUUUGCCAGCCAUUUGAUGAAAAUAAAUUCAAUUUCAAUAAAGUAUCUCCUAAGGAAAUACUCUUCAAUAUGGUAAAAGAGAAAGAUUCCGAUGUACAUACAGUGCUAGUAAAUGUAAGUCCUAUCUCAAGGUAUCACAGUCUACUAUGUCCGGCGGUAUCGAAAUGUUUGCCUCAAAUAAUCACAGAAGAUAGUUUGAUCGUCGCGCUAGAGGUUAUGUUCUUAGCGCAAAAUAGGGACCUAAGGAUUGGAUUUAACAGUCUAUGUGCACUGGCUUCUGUCAAUCAUUUGCACUACCACCUGUUUAUAGAACCAAGCACGCUUCCUGUCGAAACGGUUAAAUGCAAGCACAUAAAAGGGCCCCUUUACAGUUUCGAAGACUACCCUGCCCCAGGAUUUUGCUUCCAAAUCACAUCUGAAGAUUCCAUUAACGAGAUAUCGAGACAAAUAUAUAAACUGAUAUCUUAUUUGUUGGAGAACUCUAUCGCACACAAUUUAUUUAUAACUAGAGGGACUAAUUUGGUGCUAGAAAGUGAUAAAGAAGUUGUAAGGGUCGUGAUAUGGCCGAGGAAAAGCAGUGUUGGUGCCAAACAGUUCGCGGCAUUUAAUAUUGCUGUGUUGGAGUUGAGUGGAUGGUUCCCUGUCUAUGAUGAAAAAGAUUUUCGAAAUCUAAAACCAGAAACAUUAGAACAAGAAUUAAGGAAAUGGAAAAUAGCGGAUUUCAGUCAACUCAGUGAUGAAGUGAAGUCUUUGUUUUAAAUAGCAAAUGUUCAUAUAAGUAGAAAAUUA
Messenger RNA from Pectinophora gossypiella (pink bollworm), 1308 nucleotides. RefSeq names its product GDP-D-glucose phosphorylase 1. Gene Ontology annotation, biological process: glucose metabolic process. Lineage: Eukaryota; Metazoa; Arthropoda; Insecta; Lepidoptera; Gelechiidae. The transcript has 8 exons. Gene Ontology annotation, cellular component: cytoplasm. The record is from RefSeq and is a predicted model, not a curated record. Gene Ontology annotation, molecular function: GDP-D-glucose phosphorylase activity. The coding region runs from base 268 to 1278 and encodes 336 amino acids.